Mucor velutinosus is the source of this 654-nucleotide messenger RNA. RefSeq lists its product as uncharacterized. Bases 1 to 654 code for a protein of 217 amino acids. The transcript has 4 exons. The record is from RefSeq and is a predicted model, not a curated record. Lineage: Eukaryota; Fungi; Mucoromycota; Mucoromycetes; Mucorales; Mucoraceae. Gene Ontology annotation, biological process: vacuolar proton-transporting V-type ATPase complex assembly.
AUGUCUAGCAGCAAUUACAAAGCUAUCUGCCAGGAAUUGGACACUCUAAGUAGAGCGUAUUUGACAAAGCUGAAUGAAUACUCGCAGCAAUGGAAGGAAACAGGAGGCCAGUUUCAAAAAGGAUUUCUUAAUUUAGCGCAUGCCAAAUAUACCAUGGGAGCACGCACAGUAUCUCAUUUUUCGUAUGACGAGCGUAUGAAGGCCAUAUUGCAAAUUGAAAUUGACGAUCAAAGCAUCAUGCACACCAAGACAAUAGCACCGCCUGUGAAGCCAAAACCAGCAUUAGACGAAAAGAAAGACGGCCUAAGGAAGCGCAAUGUGCAUGAGCCAGAGAAAAAGAAGAACUCAGAGUGGGUGGCAGUGGAAGAGAAGCCUCAAGACGACAAGGAUGAUAUAGAAUUGGACGAAAAAAAGAACAAGAAAAAGAUCAAAAAGAGCGGGGAUCCAUUGCAUUGGUUUGGGUUGUUUGUAUCGCCAUCGUUGCGUACAUCACAAGAGCAUUUCAAGUCGGCGACUGAGCAACUGGUGGCUCAGGUCAACCGAAUCCAUGAAUUGGAGGCUAUGGAGAAGCGAUAUCAUCAGUUGCAAGAAGAGAAACUAGCCAUCAAAUUACAAGAGACAGUAUUACAGCCACAGGAAGAUGUAGCUGCAUAA